CUGGGGGCGCCGGCCGGCGGGGAGAGGCAGGCAGAGCCACGAAGCCCCUUCGAUCUGUUGAGGUAGCAAAGCGCGUGGAUUUUUUUUGGGCUCUGGAAAUCCACAGAGGCGUGUCAUGCACGAGCAGCACGGGCAGCACACGCGGCCUGUACUGCUCCAGAGGCGGAGGAGAACACGGCGACCAUGGCAAAGACUGAACGCACAGACGUUGGACGUUGGUGUCUAUCUUGGUCACCGUUCAUCUUGGUCACAGUUUAUUCGGGGAGCAUCCUCGCACAGUGGCGACGGCCAGACCAUGACCAAGACAGCCGUGGACAAGAUCUCGCAACAUCAUUAGGCAUGGCCGUCGCGUUUCUUCCUCCGAUCCAUCCUUAGGGCAGAUGUUCGACAGCGUCUCAAGAGCACGCGGCACCGCCGCGUUCCUGGAGGCCCGCAAGAGAAGGUCUGAGCGACGGGGCGCACAGGGGGCGAAUUCGGAGGAGACAAAGAUAAAUCUCCAGGAUGUACAGGUGGUGGACCUCGCAGCGCCGAGGCCGCACAGGGUGUCUCUCCCCGGGUGCGCCGAAAAGGGGGGCCGGCGCAUCACCGACCGAGGCAUGUGCUCAUCGUGCUACCAUCAAGGACGCCGAAUAAGGAACGCAGGGGCUCUUCUGGCCACGGCGAACAUCGGCCACGAAUCAAUUCAUGGUUGAAUGCCAGCGAUGGGUCGCCAACAACGUUCACCGUGGAACGGCGGCGGCUGGGUCGCCGCACGACAUGACGCGAGAGUACCGUACAGUCAUCGUGCUACCACAAGGGGCGCCGAAUGGGGAACGCGGGGGCUCUUCUGGCCACGGCGAACAUUGGCCACGAAUGGGUUCAACGUUGAACGCCGGCGUUGGGUCGCUGGAAGCGUUCCACGUGGAACGCAGGCGGCGGGGUCGCCGCCGGUCGACACGACGCGAACCUACCGAAAUUACGAGGGGGAGCAAGG
Molecule: messenger RNA, 973 nt
Organism: Prorocentrum cordatum
Lineage: Eukaryota; Dinophyceae; Prorocentrales; Prorocentraceae
Source: the annotation of a GenBank genome assembly